GAAACUAAUACAGUGGUCAUGGAUCACUUAACAGCGCUGUACGUUCUCAUUUUCCUGCUCUCGAUAGCCUCUACGACCGACUCACCAAGGGAAUCCCGUCCCGGAUGCACCAUCUCCAAGGUCCAAAGUCCGAGUUUAAGAUUGUACCGGUGGGUCCCAGCGUGUUCCCGACGCGGGCUGAUGGUGUCGAUAUCGACUUCGCCCACGGCCUGGGGUCCAACCCCGACACGACAUGGAGAGCAAAGGCCCCGCCCACUCACGAGGCAGCGGUCCCAGAGAGCGAAUGGCUCGUGACGGGAACAACGUUCGAAACGACGGUCUGGAUGUGGACCAUUACGGGCUAAACAAAUUCGGCUUCAGAAGCUCCAGCUACGAGAAAAUCAAGUCGAGGCUUCUCAAAGUAACCCAGCACUUGGCUAAGACGGAAAAGCACCACUACUCGGUUCCAGUCGAAAGGUCAGGCACUUAUACCGACCGUAUUGAGCCCUCAAGGGAUCUAGACCAAAAAUUGCAAAUACACCAUGUGAAUGGAGGCAUCCCGCAUGCGGUUAUUCUUCAUGGCCUGGGCGGUACCGGUAAAUCUCAGAUGGCGCUGGACUACGCGCAGAGGAAGAAAGGUCAAUACAACCCCAUCCUCUGGCUCGAUGCGACGAACGAGGAGUCUGCGCGAUCCAGCUUCAAGCGAUGUGCCACGGAGCUGCAAAUACACGUCGAGCGUGCCGAAAACCAGGGCUCGGUCUUCGAAGACUCGGCUGUCCAAGCAGUAAACCGAUGGCUUCGCGACAGGACUGAGGCGGACGACCAGUGGCUCGUCAUAGUCGACAACGCCGAUGAUAUCGAUUGAGGCGUCAAGAAGAUUAUACCCAAGGGACAACACGGAAGCAUUCUCAUAACCAGUCAAGACAGCCGAAGUACGCAUCUCCUUGAUGAGGUUUGCAAACGGGUUCACAUCGAUGUCAUGUCGCAGACCGAGGCAGCGACACUUCUCCUCAAACACCAGG
Molecule: messenger RNA, 1001 nt
Organism: Colletotrichum navitas
Lineage: Eukaryota; Fungi; Ascomycota; Sordariomycetes; Glomerellales; Glomerellaceae
Exons: 2
Coding region: 233-844 (203 amino acids)
Source: RefSeq, a predicted model, not a curated record